UUCUUGAUGUUGGGAUAUCUUCUGUCAAUGCAGAAAUGCUUAUAAUAUGGUAUUACACAAAUUUGGUGAGAAGCUAUAUUCUGGACUUGUAUCUACUAUUACCUUCCACCUACAAGAGAUCUCUAAAUGCAUAGAAUCAGCCCAAGGUGAUUUAUUCUUGGAAGAGCUGAAUAGGCAAUGGGCAGAUCAUAAUAAGGCAUUGCAAAUGAUACGGGAUAUUCUGAUGUACAUGGACAGGACCUUCGUUCCAAGUACCCAUAAGAUCCCUGUUCAUGAGCUUGGGCUGAAUCUUUGGCGGGAUAACAUAAUACAUGCGAAUAAGAUUCAGAUGAGACUUCUGAGUACGCUUCUUGGACUGAUACUCAAAGAACGGGAUGGGGAAGUAAUUAACCGGGGACUGAUGAGAAAUAUAAUUAAGAUGCUAAUGGAUUUAGGACCAUCCGUGUACCAGGAAGACUUUGAAAAACCUUUUCUUGAAGUAUCAGCUGAUUUUUACAGGGCCGAGUCUCAGAGGUUCAUUGAAUGUUGCGACUGUGGAGACUACCUCAAGAAAGCUGAGAAACGUUUAAACGAAGAAAUAGAGAGGGUGUCACACUACUUGGAUCCAAAGACUGAAGCUAAGCUCACUAAUGUUGUGGAGAAAGAGAUGAUUGAAAACCAUAUGCCUAGGCUUGUCCAUAUGGAAAAUUCAGGUAUGGUGAAUAUGCUUCUUGAUGAUAAAUAUGAAGAUUUGAGAAGAAUGUACAACUUAUUCCGUAGAGUUCCUAAUGGUCUUGCAACAAUAAGAGAUGUAAUGACUUCUCACAUCAGAGAGAUUGGUAAACAGCUUGUUACCGAUCCUGAGAAGCUGAAAGAUCCUGUUGAAUUUGUCCAGUGUCUCUUGAAUGAGAAGGAUAAAUAUGAUAAUGUAAUAAUCUUGGCAUUCAACAACGACAAGACUUUCCAAAAUGCCUUAAACUCAUCUUUUGAAUUCUUCAUUAACCUCAAUCCCCGUUCUCCCGAGUUUAUAUCAUUGUUUGUGGAUGAAAAAUUGCGAAAAGGCCUUAAAGGAGUCAGUGAGGAAGAUGUUGAAGUUAUUCUCGACAAGGUGAUGAUGCUCUUCCGUUACUUGCAAGAAAAAGAUGUGUUUGAGAAGUAUUAUAAACAGCACUUGGCAAAGCGACUGCUUUCAGGAAAAACAGUUUCCGAUGAUGCUGAGAGAAGUCUGAUUGUUAAGCUGAAGACAGAAUGUGGUUAUCAGUUCACUUCCAAAUUAGAGGGCAUGUUUACCGACAUGAAAACUUCUCAGGACACAAUGCAAGGAUUCCAUGUAGCAUAUGGUGCUGAAUUGGGUGAUGGCCCCUCAUUGGUUGUCCAGGUUCUCACGACGGGAUCUUGGCCUACUCAACCUAGUAUCACAUGCAAUUUGCCAGCUGAAUUGUCAGCCCUGUGUGAGAAAUUUCGGUCGUAUUACCUUGGGACCCACACUGGUCGAAGAUUAUCCUGGCAAACAAACAUGGGCACAGCUGAUCUGAAAGCGACAUUUGGGAAGGGCCAGAAGCAUGAGCUCAAUGUCUCUACUUACCAAAUGUGUGUCCUCAUGCUUUUCAAUAAUGCUGAUCGGCUAAUGUACAAGGAGAUUGAACAGGCCACUGAGAUCCCUUCGUCUGAUUUGAAAAGGUGCUUGCAGUCCCUAGCAUGUGUUAAGGGAAAGAACGUCCUCCGGAAAGAACCCAUGAGUAAGGAUAUCGGGGAGGACGACGCCUUUCUUGUCAAUGACAAAUUUACGAGCAAAUUUUACAAGGUCAAGAUAGGAACUGUAGUUGCACAGAAGGAAUCCGAGCCUGAAAAGCAGGAGACACGUCAAAGGGUGGAAGAGGAUAGAAAGCCCCAGAUUGAAGCUGCUAUUGUGAGGAUCAUGAAAUCCAGGAAGGUAUUAGAUCACAACAACAUCAUCACUGAAGUUACAAAGCAAUUGCAAUCACGUUUCCUGGCAAAUCCAGGAGAAAUCAAGAAACGCAUUGAGUCACUUAUCGAGAGAGAUUUCUUGGAAAGGGAUAAUACAGAUAGACGAUUGUAUCGCUACCUUGCAUAAGAAAUGGCUCACGGGUACUUGUUGUUUGUGAACUUGAGCAAGUCAUAAUUGGUGACUUUCUUAAGCUUCUUCGGUAGAAUUGAUAUGAUUUAUUGGAAUUUUUCUCUACCCUCUUAGUUUCUAUAGCAGUAAUUGAGUUUCAAUGAAUGCAGUUGUUUCUGCUGGCUACAUCCAUAUGCAUUUGCUAUGAGAGAAAGAUACAAGUAUCGUAACACUCGCUAAAAAACUUCAUGUUAUGAGCUAACCUGCCAUGGUUAGUCUCGAUUGAGUUGUUAGUGCAGGCCUUUGUUAAA
Messenger RNA from Nicotiana tabacum (common tobacco), 2367 nucleotides. The record is from RefSeq and is a predicted model, not a curated record. NCBI's taxonomy places the organism in Eukaryota, Viridiplantae, Streptophyta, Magnoliopsida, Solanales, Solanaceae.